Messenger RNA from Neoarius graeffei (lesser salmon catfish), 712 nucleotides. RefSeq names its product x globin (gene xgb). The record is from RefSeq and is a predicted model, not a curated record. The transcript is spliced from 5 exons. The coding region runs from base 4 to 621 and encodes 205 amino acids. Gene Ontology annotation, molecular function: oxygen binding; heme binding. Lineage: Eukaryota; Metazoa; Chordata; Actinopteri; Siluriformes; Ariidae.
AGGAUGGGGUGUGCUGUCUCAGGGCUCGGGUUAGCCUCCAAGAAAUCAGCAGAAGCCGCGAGUAAAGAACAAGAAGAAGCAGAAGAAGCGCCGCAUCUCAGCAGUGAGCACAUCCAUAUGAUUAAAGAGUCGUGGAAAGUUAUUCAGGAGGAUAUUGCCAAAGUCGGGAUAAUCGUAUUUGUCAGGUUGUUCGAGACUCACCCGGAGUGCAAAGAUGUCUUCUUCCUGUUCCGUGAUGUGGAGGACUUGGAAAAUUUACGCACUAGCAAGGAGCUACGAGCCCAUGGUCUCCGAGUGAUGUCCUUCAUUGAGAAGAGUGUGGCCAGGCUUGAUCAGUUAGAGCGGCUGGACUCGCUGGCUGUUGAGCUUGGGAGAAGCCACUACCGCUACUUCGCACCUCCUAAAUACUACGGGUAUGUAGGAACAGAGUUCAUCUGCGCAGUCCGGCCGAUUCUGAAAGACAAAUGGACCCCUGAACUCGAGAAUGCAUGGAAGACUCUGUUCCAGUACGUGACUUGGCUGAUGCGUCAGGGUUACACAGAGGAGGAAGAGGAAGCCAAACGAAGCAACACGGUCGGCUCAAGCAGAGAGCGGCCCGACAAGAGGAACACCGUACUUUAAAACUUCAGCUUUAGAUUUGGUUGUUACUUAGGUGUGUACAUAGUGUUGUAAUGUACUGAUUUUACAUUGCAUAAUGUUCCUUUAAAUAUCA